Truncatella angustata is the source of this 1812-nucleotide messenger RNA. RefSeq names its product pyridoxal phosphate-dependent transferase. Gene Ontology annotation, cellular component: mitochondrion. Gene Ontology annotation, molecular function: pyridoxal phosphate binding; 5-aminolevulinate synthase activity. NCBI's taxonomy places the organism in Eukaryota, Fungi, Ascomycota, Sordariomycetes, Amphisphaeriales, Sporocadaceae. The record is from RefSeq and is a predicted model, not a curated record. Gene Ontology annotation, biological process: heme biosynthetic process. The transcript has 2 exons. Bases 1 to 1812 code for a protein of 603 amino acids.
AUGGACGCUGUUCUGCGCCAGUCCAAGGCCAUGUGCCCCUUCCUCAAGAAGGCAUCGCCCUCUACUCUGCGUGCUCUGUCUACUUCAACUCGCCCCCAGGCCUCGCCCUGCGGUGGUACCAUCUCCAAGCUGCAGAUGCUCGGCCAGCGCUGUCCCAUCAUGGGCAAGGCACUCGCUGUGCAGUCUGCUCGCUCGGGUAUGGCCGGCGCCGCUGUCGCUGGUGUGCGCGCCUUCUCCGGUCAACACAAGACCGGAAGGGCCAAGAUCCACACCAGCCGCUCCCACGAGGCCAGGGCUAUGGAGGGCGUGCUGAAACCCCGAGAUGGUAAGUACUGGGAUGUUCUGCAUUUAUACCGGCCCCCGGCGAACAAGUUUGACUACGAUGGCUUCUACGAGGGCGAACUCGAGAAAAAGCACAAGGACAAGUCCUACCGAUACUUCAACAACAUCAAUCGUAUGGCCAAGAACUUCCCUGAGGCCCACCUGGCCAGCAAGGAGGAGCGGGUGACAGUUUGGUGCGCCAACGACUACUUGGGUAUGGGGACGAAUAAGCAUGUCAUCAGCACGAUGCAGCAGACUCUGGACGAGUACGGCUGUGGCGCCGGUGGUACGAGAAACAUUUCGGGCCACAAUAAGCAUGCCGUCGAGCUGGAGGCAGCACUCUCGAAACUGCAUGCUAAGGAGGCCGCUCUUGUCUUUACCUCUUGUUAUGUGGCCAACGAUGCCACGUUAGCAACCCUCGGCAGCAAGAUGCCAGACUGCGUCAUCUUGUCUGACAGUCUCAACCACGCCUCUAUGAUUCAGGGAAUUCGCCACUCUGGAACGAAGAAGGUUGUUUUUAAGCAUAAUGAUCUGGCCGAUCUGGAGGAGAAGCUGGCCGCUCUGCCUCUGCAUGUCCCUAAGAUCAUUGCUUUCGAAUCCGUCUACAGUAUGUGCGGCUCGAUUGGCCCGAUUGAGGGUAUCUGCGACCUAGCAGAGAAGUAUGGCGCCGUCACAUUCCUGGAUGAAGUCCAUGCUGUCGGCAUGUAUGGCCCCAGCGGCGCUGGUGUAGCGGAGCACCUUGAUUUUGAAGCGCACCAACAGGGUCGUCCCGAAGGAACCAUCAUGGACCGCAUUGAUAUUAUUACUGGAACAUUGGGCAAGGCUUACGGCUGUGUUGGUGGCUACAUUGCUGGAAAGGCUAGCCUGAUUGAUAUGAUACGCUCUCUUGCUCCUGGUUUCAUCUUUACCACCUCGCUUCCGCCAGCUAUCAUGGCCGGUGCAACGGCCUCCAUUGAGUACCAGAUGGAGCACAAGGGAGACCGCUUUCUCCAACAAAUGCACACGCGUGCCGUGAAGGAGGAGCUCGAAUCUCGCGAUAUCCCAGUGAUGCCCAACCCCUCGCACAUCAUUCCAGUUCUGGUUGGAAGUGCCGAGCUUGCCAGGCAGGCGUCAGACAUGUUACUGCAGGACCACCAGAUUUACGUGCAGGCCAUAAACUACCCUACCGUGCCCAGGGGCGAGGAGCGCUUGAGAAUUACGCCAACUCCUGGACACACGAAGCCUUACCGCGAUCACCUGGUCAACGCCCUCGAAAACGUCUGGUCCAAGCUGGGUCUUAAACGGACCUCAGAAUGGGCCGCUCAAGGCGGCUUCGUUGGCGUAGGUGUCAAGGAUGGCCAUGUUGAGCCUCCCAUGUGGACUGAUGAGCAGUUGGGCAUCGACAAGCAAGUUGUCCAGGAGAUCAAGGCCAACAAGCCUGCUGACAAGAACUUCACCGAGCUGAUUCUCGAGCGCGAGAACCUUGGUCGAACCGCGAGCGCGACUGCUUAG